GAGAAAUCUCAUUUAGCUUGUUUUUUUUUAAUAGGUUUAAUAGGUUAUGUUGUCCUGUCAGUGAUCCUCUGUCUGAUUAGGCGUCUAGUUAACAAGCUCCACCUCUGCAAAGUCAACAUCAACAAAAGAGACAAAAAUAAAAAAAAAAGGAAGAGAAACCUCUGUAAUCGCAGGAAGUACAUAUGCAAAACCUUCAGUAGAAUUAUUUUAGAGACUUUAAAAACUUAGAGCUUAAACACGGACUGGAAGACGACAGCAUGAUGAUGAUGAUGAUGAUGGCUCAGAUGGGUUAUGUGCCUUUAUUUCUGAUAGUGAUGCUUCAGUUUACAGCAGAAGUAACAGGAGAGAAAACCUCCUACUUACUUGUGAGACUUGGAGAGGAAGUGUCUUUGCCCUGUACACAUGUGAACUGUAGCAGCCCUGAAUGGGUCUUCGUUGGUUUAAGAAACAAAUCAGCAAAAAAAAAGCUGGUUGAAGACGGGCAGAUUGUUGACAAAGUUAAAUCAGACCGACUGCGCCUUAACGCGGACUGUUCCCUGAUUUUAAAGGAGGUCACAGUUGAGGACGUUGGUCUGUACGGCUGUAAAGAUGUCAGCUCACAUGGUAAAGUCUCAAUGGUUCAUCUGUCUGCUGUUAAAAUGUCUGAACAUAAGGAUGAAGAUAAGGUGAUGUUAAACUGCUCUGUGCUGACGCAUGACGCCUGCAAACACAGGGUGGAGUGGUUGGAUGGAGAUGUGGAGACAAACUGGAACACAUCACGGUCUGACUGCUGGGCCACCGUGACUUUUCUGGAAACUCACUUCAGUUACAAAUCAAAGAGCUACGACUUAUUGAAGUGCAACAUAAAACAUACUUACAGUGGAAAAACACAGCAGUUUACCUUCAGACCUCAUGAGAAAACAGUGUGUUCACACACACACGUCUGCGUCUUAAACCUUUCUCUCUUUUCAGAUUGGUGGUGGUUGUACAUCAUUGUAGCUGUGGGUUUCCUGGCACUCGUGUUAACUGUUGUAGGAGUCAUGAAAGGGAAAAGAACUGAAGGGAACAAAGCCCAGACGGAUCACAACGCUGUGAGCUUUGAAGCUGAUCCUGAACGUGGUUUAUUCUACGUCUCCAUCAGCUACACCGGAGCGACCAACAGUGAAGUCCGGGUUAGGGGUGAUGGUGAUGGUGGUGAUGAAGAUGUUGCAGUGGUCUACAGCACUGUGAAAGCUCCCUCCUGUUCUGCUAUAGGCUCCACUGACCUCUACGCUAAUGUCAACUAACCAAACAUUUAGGAAGACAAAUAAGUUCACAGUUCUGCCACAUUUCAAAUGUAAAGUUUGGUUUGUUUGUUUGUUUGUUUGUUGGUUUUUUUAUUUGUUUGUUUGGUGCAGUGUUUUAAUGACUGACAUUUAUUUUACUAUGAUAAUUAAUCCUAAUGAUAAAUAAAAAGAAAUAAUUUUUA
Messenger RNA from Toxotes jaculatrix (banded archerfish), 1447 nucleotides. RefSeq lists its product as uncharacterized. Gene Ontology annotation, biological process: interleukin-15-mediated signaling pathway; positive regulation of ERK1 and ERK2 cascade; T cell activation. Gene Ontology annotation, molecular function: MHC class II protein binding; protein tyrosine kinase binding. The transcript has 7 exons. Gene Ontology annotation, cellular component: membrane raft; external side of plasma membrane. NCBI's taxonomy places the organism in Eukaryota, Metazoa, Chordata, Actinopteri, Toxotidae. Bases 258 to 1265 code for a protein of 335 amino acids. The record is from RefSeq and is a predicted model, not a curated record.